Messenger RNA from Nannospalax galili (Upper Galilee mountains blind mole rat), 2576 nucleotides. RefSeq names its product solute carrier family 2 member 4 (gene Slc2a4). The transcript has 11 exons. The coding region runs from base 208 to 1737 and encodes 509 amino acids. Gene Ontology annotation, biological process: cellular response to insulin stimulus; D-glucose transmembrane transport. The record is from RefSeq and is a predicted model, not a curated record. Gene Ontology annotation, cellular component: membrane. Lineage: Eukaryota; Metazoa; Chordata; Mammalia; Rodentia; Spalacidae.
GCAUCUUUCCCCGCAGCCGGGCUCUCCAGAUCCUGAACCCCGCUGCCAUCAGACUCUCUGGGCUACGGCUGUGGGUCCCGCCAGGCCCCUCCAUUGCGCACCGCUUCGGGACCCCGUGGCCCCUCUUCUGCCCGCCAGGCCGGGGCCUGCUACCCCAGCCGCUCCUCACCGCUGCAGCUCCCGAGCCUUCGGUUCUUCUAAAACAAGAUGCCGUCGGGUUUCCAGCAGAUCGGCUCUGAAGAUGGGGAACCCCCUCAGCAGCGAGUGACUGGGACCCUGGUCCUUGCUGUGUUCUCAGCUGUGCUUGGCUCCCUACAGUUUGGCUACAACAUUGGGGUCAUCAAUGCCCCACAGAAGGUGAUUGAGCAGAGCUACAAUGCAACAUGGCUGGGGAGGCAGGGUCCUGAGGGUCCCGACUCCAUCCCACCAGGCACCCUCACUACCCUUUGGGCUCUCUCUGUGGCCAUCUUUUCUGUGGGGGGCAUGAUUUCCUCCUUCCUUGUUGGCAUCGUCUCUCAAUGGUUGGGAAGGAAAAGGGCUAUGCUGGCCAACAAUGUCCUGGCAGUGCUGGGGGGUACCCUCAUGGGCCUGGCCAACGCUGCUGCCUCCUAUGAGAUACUCAUUCUUGGACGGUUUCUCAUUGGCGCCUACUCAGGGCUAACGUCAGGUUUGGUGCCCAUGUAUGUGGGGGAAAUUGCCCCUACUCAUCUUCGGGGUGCCUUGGGGACACUCAACCAAUUGGCUAUCGUCAUUGGCAUUCUCGUUGCCCAGGUGUUAGGCUUGGAGUCCAUGCUGGGCACUGCCACCCUGUGGCCGCUGCUCCUUGGCAUCACAGUGCUUCCUGCCUUCCUGCAGCUGAUUCUGCUGCCCUUCUGCCCUGAGAGCCCACGAUACCUCUACAUCAUCCGGAACCUGGAGGGGCCUGCCCGAAAGAGUCUGAAGCGCCUGACGGGCUGGGCUGAUGUAUCCGAUGCACUGGCUGAGCUGAAGGAUGAGAAACGAAAGUUGGAGCGUGAGCGGCCAUUGUCUCUGCUCCAGCUCCUGGGUAGCCGCACCCACCGGCAGCCCCUGAUCAUUGCAGUUGUGCUACAGCUGAGCCAGCAGCUCUCAGGCAUCAAUGCUGUUUUCUAUUAUUCAACCAGCAUCUUUGAAUCAGCAGGGGUGGCACAACCAGCCUACGCCACCAUAGGAGCCGGCGUGGUCAACACUGUCUUCACCUUGGUCUCGGUGCUCUUGGUAGAACGUGCUGGGCGUCGGACACUUCAUCUCCUGGGCCUGGCGGGCAUGUGUGGCUGUGCCAUCUUGAUGACUGUGGCUCUGCUUCUGCUGGAGCAGGUUUCAGCCAUGAGCUAUGUCUCCAUUAUGGCCAUAUUUGGUUUUGUGGCCUUCUUUGAGAUUGGCCCUGGCCCCAUCCCCUGGUUCAUCGUAGCCGAGCUCUUCAGCCAGGGGCCCCGCCCAGCAGCCAUGGCUAUAGCUGGUUUCUCCAACUGGACCUGUAACUUCAUCGUUGGCAUGGGUUUCCAGUAUGUUGCGGAUGCUAUGGGUCCCUACGUCUUCCUUCUAUUUGCCGUCCUCCUGCUUGGCUUCUUCAUCUUCACCUUCUUAAAAGUGCCUGAAACCAGAGGCCGGACGUUUGACCAGAUCUCAGCUGCCUUCCGCCGGACUCCUUCUCUUUUAGAGCAGGAGGUGAAACCCAGCACGGAACUUGAGUACUUAGGGCCAGAUGAGAAUGACUGAGGGGCAGGGCAGGGUGGGAGAGCCAACUUCUCCACCCCCAGAAGCCCCCUCCUUUCCUCUGCAGCACUUUAACCCUCUUCCCCAUUACCUCCAGGAUGGAGAAAACUCCUGCAGCCUGUGUAGAAUGGGAAGCCUGAGGGAAGGUGGAUCAGGCACCGCCUCAUUCCCCUUGCGUGACUCUUGGAUUAUUUAUGUGUUGUGGUUAGGCUGUGGCCAUCUGGGUAGGCUAUUCUCCCCUCCUGCCUUCCUCCUGCCCCUACCCAAACUCAGCCCCAGAAUACUUUAGUCCCCUUUAGAGAAGGGGGUCUGCAGGAGAGGAGAUGCUACACUAAAUUCAGUGGAACAAACAGAAGCUGAGAGCCUGAUGUGACAAGUAUUUUCCUACCAAAUUUGACUCCUCCCACAAUCCGGCACUUUCACUGAAUUCUUGCCACAUACUCUGGGUGAAGGGGGUUCUAUCUUGACCCCUCCAGGGGAAAGGGCAUGCUCCCAAAGUCUAGCUUCUUCUUCCCUAUAGGCUCCCCACCUCCCAGGGUGAGGAAACAACAGUAUAUACUUAAAUAUGACCAGGAGUAGCAAGCACCAGUCUGUAGACUUAUGGCCCUACCUGUGGCUCCCCAGGGCUGCCAACUCUUAUGUUCCCUCCUGGAAGGGUACUAGACCCACAAGCUUUUGACCAACUAAGGGCAGGAGAGGAUUUGAAAGGCUGCCUGUAAACACUGACUGGGAGGAGCCUUUGGGUAUUUUUGUAUGUUCUGAAGAACCGUAAGGAGCCAAAACCUGAGGGCUUCUGUAUUAAAUGUGUAUACAGAGAUUCAUCCAUAAAGUCACUGUAUGAA